GAACUCGAUCAGCACAUUUGCUGGCAGAAGCACGUGGGGUGGGCUUGCUCGAACUGCCAAGACCAAGCCUUCGUGGCUAUGCAGCGACAACGAUAAGAGCCAAGUCCUUUAGCUACAGCACUUUUAUCACACUCAAACAUCCGAACAAGGCCAGCGUUUCUGGUAUCUGAAUGGGUCAAAGGCCGAAAUGACCGAGCUCAGCGAAUGCAUUGUUACUGCCGGCCCUGGAGUCUCAAUAACGUGCGAGCAAAGAGAAGACGGCGCAAUCGCACUCUUGAUUACACAUGAUAGCAACUCACCAGGGGAAAUUCAGAAGCACAGUGGUUUCGGUCAGGACGCUUCAUGGAGGUUCUCAGAGAAACGCGCUGUCUCUUCAAACAAGAUCGUUUUCCGAUUCCCCCAAGGCGGAAACAGUAGGUCGAAGCGAUCUAUGGAUCGUCAAGAUCUCACGGAAAGAAUCAAGAAGGGUUGGCCGAAGAGAGUCGAGAGAAUCGAGCAGAACGGAGCAUCUUGGCUUGUGAAUGCAUGCCUCUUCUUUGGCAGCUUUGAGUUCGCCUCUGCUGAGCAGUGGUCCUCUCACAACCUAGACUCUGCCGAACCAGAGAUUAAACGGGAGAGAGGUCCAUGGCAUCGUGUCAACUUGGCGCGUCGGCUGGACGAGCGUUUGCAGGCCGCGAGGCGCGAAAAUCCGUACUACUCGGAAUUGAAUUGCCGGAGAGCCAUGCUGGCGGAGAUAUAUCCGGACUUCGAUGAAUCAGAUGAAAAGAAGAGAGCUUAUCAGAAGAGGUUUCAGAGACGCAUCAAUCAUGGACGUGUAGAAUCUAAGCUCUUGGGAAUCAGCGCUGCGCUUCUUUUGACUGUUGCACCCAUUCUAAAUUAUGACGAUCUUGAAUGUCUUUCACAUAGCUGGGAAGAUUCCUGGUUACCCCAGGAAGUGAUCGACGCGUCAAAGAAAUAUGAACAGUUGGCGGUAGUCCUGCUGUUUUAUUUGGAUCAAAUCGGAAAAUGUUCCGGCGCCUUACUACAACGAUCAAUUCAUGUUCUCAGCACCAUAACGUGGAAUCUCAACGGUCCGCCGAUCAGAUUAUCACAAGAGGGUCUGAUCAAAGUCAACGUCAUGCCUAUCGGCGAGACAAGAAGAGCAGUGUUUAGAUUCUAUGUGGAUUCCAUCUGCAAUGGUCGAACCAUUCUUAGCGAUAAUAUCUAUCGUCAGGUGCUAAAAAUUGCCAAGAUUAACAAUAGCACCCUUUACGCCCUGCUUGCCCUUUCAGCAUCUUAUUACAAGGAGUAUUUGACAGAUAACAGUCCCGAGAGAAGUGAAGUAGAGAACAUUGAGCGCAUUUGUUUGAUCCAAGCCUUCAAUUCUCUCCCCCCACCCGGACCGACGAGAGAUGCUUCCCUUAUGCUGCUCAUACAUCACGCAAUACUUAACCCAAAUUGCCAUAAAAAUCACUGGACACAGUACUUGUAUCAACUCCAACAUCAUCCGGAGCAGCAAAUGAACGUGGUUAUUGCUGCUCAUUCAGUUUGGCUUAUGGCUGUCCUCCCCCUGCACGACAGAUACGACUUUCAGAAAUUUGACUAUGAUUGGUUAGGCUGGGACUGUCCUAACCUCUAUAUGGUUAAUAGUAUACUGGGUCUAUCUCGAAAAAUGCUGCAUUUCCAGUAUAUUAUAACGAAGGCAGCAAAAACGCAGCAAACUCCAUCUUGUCAGUCGGAUUUCCUCAAGGAGAUAGAUGAGUCCCCGCAGCUCUUGCACGAAGAAGAUCUGCAAAAUCCUCUUGUAAGAACGGUAGCAACAACGACCAUGGAAGCAUACAGAUUGGCCACUAGGCUUUAUGCUUGUGGCAGACUUUACAGGCUCUUUCCAACUAAUCCCAUCAUCAAACAGGACACGAAGUUGCUGGUAGGUCAUCUCGAAUCGUUACCAAUAGAAGGGGAAGGCUACUCAGGUAUCCAUCCGGCCUUUUGCUUUAUCAUUGCUUGCAUUUGCAUUGAGGAAGUGGAAGACUUUGCAAAGCUUCACGGCAUUUUCGAGAGAAUUGGCUUAGCCAACAAGUCGAAUGUCCUCGGCUUAUGUAAGCUUCUCACGUGGAUAUGGCAUUGGAAGAUUACCUCGCGGACAUGGCGUGAGGACUGGUGGGAGGAACAGGCGAAUAUGAUAGAUUCUAAGAUGAACGGAAAACCGAUAUGCGUUACCUAAUAAGGUAGUUCAUAAGUUUGGAACUAUGUUGGGAUGUACUGAUGUGGUAUCAUCAGAUCUUUCCCAUCUACAACGCGCUUGAAUCGUACGCUCCAGAGGAUCAUUACUCUCCUCUCCACAAAUGCGCAGGACAACAAUAUCUCCAAUAUUCGUAAGGAACUUGUAUGAAUGGUAUGAACCUCCUGUUGCAAGGAUAAGGUUUGAUAUGCCAUCAACGCGAUCUAUGAUAGGGUAUUGCUUGGGAGUAAUAAGGUCACUAAUAAGCGUAAGUCUAGAUUUGGACACUGGCAUGAUAGCACCUACGGGCAGCAGAAGCGUUUCAACUCUCUGCCUCGGAACUGAGGGAGCAUCUUCUCCAGCACUUUCCGGUUGGGGGUUAUGUCAACUUCGUCACUCAAGUCGUCUGGAGAAGCAAUUCUAAAAGUAUCCGUUGUUGUCAUUUUCAGAACUUGGUGCAACUUCGAUAACAUGACUUCUCCUUCAUAAAGGCAUUGAUUUCAGUGAGUUGUACUCUGACUCGGACAGCUCAAGGACCGCCACACCAACAGCGGUAACUUGGAAGAAUCCUGGGGGGACGGGAAUUUUCGAUUUCUCCAGUAUCUCCGGUGUCCACGCGCCUGUGGAAACUAUUGUGGUUUUUCCUCGCACCACGGCGUCUCCAACUUGAACUCCAACGCACUUCCCUGCUUCGAUGAUAAGUUUUGUCACAUUAUUCCUGUGCCGCUGCACGCCGAGCUCUACAGCUCUGUCGGAGAUGGCUUGCACAGCGACAUCCGAAUCAGCAUAGCCAACAUUGGGAUUUAGAUAUAGCUCCUCUGUAACAGCUAAAGAAGGCUCUAUAGUUGA
Molecule: messenger RNA, 3049 nt
Organism: Verruconis gallopava
Lineage: Eukaryota; Fungi; Ascomycota; Dothideomycetes; Venturiales; Sympoventuriaceae
Exons: 8
Coding region: 188-2203 (671 amino acids)
Source: RefSeq, a predicted model, not a curated record